Messenger RNA from Myxocyprinus asiaticus (Chinese sucker), 6253 nucleotides. Its product is annotated as cytoplasmic aconitate hydratase. Bases 1427 to 4105 code for a protein of 892 amino acids. Gene Ontology annotation, cellular component: cytosol; mitochondrion. The record is from RefSeq and is a predicted model, not a curated record. Lineage: Eukaryota; Metazoa; Chordata; Actinopteri; Cypriniformes; Catostomidae. Gene Ontology annotation, biological process: tricarboxylic acid cycle; citrate metabolic process. The transcript is spliced from 21 exons. Gene Ontology annotation, molecular function: 3 iron, 4 sulfur cluster binding; 4 iron, 4 sulfur cluster binding; iron-responsive element binding.
UGCUGAUUUACUAAUACGUCGUGCUUCAUGAACAUAACGGCAUGAAAUGUCUACAACUCGUUUGCAUAUGUAAAUGUAUGUCUUUUAUUAGUGCUUUGAAUGUGUAGCUGUAGAUGCUGUUGUCAUAACAAAGCGGUGUUAGUGCCUAGUAUUGCAUGUUAAAAGGAUGCAAUUCAAGUUCUUCAGUUGUGUACACUUACUGACAGAUCAAAUAUAUGCAUGCUGGACCAAGAUAAAGUGAACAUUUAUGCAGUUUUAACACUUAUUUGGUUGAGCCAAUGAUAGCUAACCUGCUAUCUUGCCAUUGACAGUGUAAUAUUUAUGAAUUAAUAUUAAUUAAGGCAAAUGCACUCUUAAGAUUAUCUGCUUUUCUUUAGCUCUGCAUAGAGUGUUGUGUAAUUCAAAUACAGGGUAAAUCAUUCUGCAAGCAUGAAGUUGAUGGAGGUUGCCCCUUUUCAUGGAGCACAGGAAAACACACAUGCUCAUGUCAUAGUCCAUAGUCUAAUUGAUAAUGCUUUCCUGACACUGCCUGCAGAAAAUCAUUGCAUGCCAUUUGAGUCACAAGAUGAUGCACAUGUUUUGUUACACUGGGAUUGCCUUGUCUUUGCCUCAGAUUAAUUUUGGAACUUUGUAUUACUAUUGGAGAUACAGUAUAUUAGGUGGCAUUUCACUUAAGUAACUAAGAAACUGUGACUUCAUAUUCAAAAAGUGUCUUGCUAUUUCAGCAAGUGCUUUAGAAUAAUUGAUGUGCCUAUUAUGUGAACUAUGGGAAUGGUUUCUAUCAUUUCCUGAAUAAUAUGCAGCUUUCCCCUCAGGUUGUGCUGGCUCACCCUGCUUGGUUGGUUGUCUCCUCUUGCCUUCCAUUUGCUUUAUUGCACAAUUACUCGCUUUGCUUGUUGCACAGCUUGGCCACAUUGCUUGCCCAUAUCCCGGAAGGAUUGACUUGAACUUGGUAACAUGAUAACAUAAUUAUAGUCUGCUGGGAUGAAGCUCAUUGGGCCCCUAGAUGCCUUUUUGGCCUUCAUGGUUUUAACAUGUCUUUUUAGUCCUUGGAUUAAGAAUUGCUACUUUCUAGACACUGACUACCACCCCUGGAGUCGCAAGUUGGAAUCCAGGGUGCGCUGAGUGACUCCAGCCAGGUCUCCUAAGCAACCAAAUUGGCCCGGUUGCUAGGGAGGGUAGAGUCACAUGGGGUAACCUCCUCGUGGUCGCGAUUAGGGGUUCUCGCUCUCAGUGGGGCGCGUUGUGCGUGGAUUGCGGAGAGUAGCAUGAGCCUCCACAUGCGGUGUCUCCGCGGUGUCAUGCACGACGAGCCACGUGAUAAGAUGCGUGGAUUGACUCUCUCAGAAGUGGAGGCAACUGAGACUUGUCCUCCGCCACCCGGGUUGAGGGUCAAGAGUGUGUGGUAAGGAAGCAUAUCUGAAUAAUGACAAACCCUUAUGCACACAUUGUUGAGCCUCUGGACCCCCAGAAGCCUGACCAUAAAUUCUUCAGCUUAAGGAAGCUUGGUGACCCCAGAUAUGAUCACCUUCCAUUCUCCAUCCGUGUGCUGCUGGAGUCUGCAGUGAGGAACUGUGAUGGAUUCCUGGUGAAAAAGGAUGAUGUGGAGAACAUCCUCAACUGGAAGGUGACACAGAGUCUGACCGUGGAGGUGCCUUUCAGACCAGCACGUGUCAUCUUGCAAGACUUCACGGGGGUUCCUGCAGUGGUUGACUUUGCAGCCAUGCGUGAUGCAGUAAAGAAAUUACAGGGUGACCCUGAGAAGAUUAAUCCUGUCUGUCCUGUGGAUCUUGUCAUAGACCAUUCCAUUCAAGUGGACUUCAACAGAAAGUCUGACAGCCUUCAUAAAAAUCAAGAACUUGAAUUUGAAAGGAACAGAGAACGAUUUGAGUUUUUAAAGUGGGGUUCUAAAGCGUUCCGGAACAUGAGGAUCAUUCCCCCAGGUUCAGGAAUAGUACAUCAGGUCAAUCUAGAGUACCUGGCCAGGGUUGUGUUUGAUCAGGAUGGUUACUACUACCCAGACAGUCUGGUGGGCACUGACUCCCACACAACCAUGAUUGAUGGGUUGGGAGUGCUGGGCUGGGGUGUGGGAGGUAUUGAGGCAGAGGCAGUCAUGUUGGGUCAACCAAUCAGCAUGGUGCUGCCAGAGGUCAUUGGUUACAAACUACAGGGGACACCCACCAAAUACAUCACCUCCACUGACAUAGUCCUUACUGUUACCAAGCAUUUGCGGCAAGUCGGUGUGGUUGGGAAGUUUGUGGAGUUUUUCGGCCCUGGUGUUGCCCAGCUGUCCAUUGCUGACCGUGCCACCAUCGCCAACAUGUGCCCCGAGUAUGGAGCCACUGCUGCCUUCUUCCCUGUAGACCACAUCAGUGUGCAGUAUUUGGAGCAGACCGGGAGGGAUUCAGAGAAGCUGAGUUACAUAGCUCAAUAUCUGAAAGCAGUGGGCAUGUUCAGAGACUACAGCAACACAGAUCAAGAUCCACACUUCACUCAGGUUGUUGAGUUGGACCUCAGUGCGGUCGUCCCCUGCUGCAGUGGUCCCAAGCGGCCACACGACAAAGUGGCUAUAUCAGACAUGAAGCAGGACUUUGAAAGCUGUUUAGGAGCCAAGCAAGGGUUUAAAGGAUUUCAGCUGGCACCUGAUCGUCACAAUGCUAGUGUACCAUUCCAGUAUAACGGGGCUGAGUAUUCACUCUCCCACGGAUCUGUGGUCAUUGCAGCUAUUACGAGCUGUACCAACACCAGUAACCCCUCGGUCAUGCUGGGAGCAGGUCUCUUGGCCAAGAAGGCUGUUGAGUGUGGUCUCAGUGUCAAGCCGUAUAUAAAGACCAGUCUGUCUCCAGGUAGUGGAGUGGUCACCUACUACCUUAAAGAGAGUGGAGUAAUGGACUUCCUCACACAAUUAGGUUUUGAGGUUGUUGGUUAUGGCUGUAUGACCUGCAUUGGAAACAGUGGACCCCUUCCAGAGCAGGUUGUAGAGGCAAUCACUCAGGGUGAUUUGGUAGCUGCUGGUGUCCUGUCUGGAAACCGAAAUUUUGAGGGUCGUGUUCAUCCCAACACACGGGCCAAUUAUUUGGCUUCUCCUCCACUGGUCAUUGCCUAUGCCAUUGCAGGCACAGUGAGAAUAGACUUAGAAAAGGAGCCCUUAUCGGUGAACUCGGAGGGAAAGAAGAUUUUUCUGAGGGACAUAUGGCCCACACGAGAGGAAAUCCAAGCAGUGGAGAGACAAUUUGUUAUUCCUUCCAUGUUUAAGGAGGUCUAUGAGAAAGUGGAGAAAGUAAAUGAACGCUGGAACUCCCUGAAAGCCCCCUCUGACAAGCUGUAUACCUGGGAUCCCAAAUCUACCUACAUAAAGUCCCCACCUUUUUUUGAUGGACUGACCCGGGAGCUCCUGCCACCAAAGUCCAUAUCAGAUGCAUAUGUACUGCUCAAUUUGGGAGAUUCUGUGACCACAGACCACAUAUCACCUGCUGGAAACAUUGCACGUAACAGCUCUGCUGCUCGUUACUUAACUGGCCGUGGACUAUCUCCGAGAGAGUUUAACUCGUAUGGUUCUCGUCGAGGCAACGACGCAGUCAUGGCUCGAGGCACAUUUGCCAACAUCCGCCUCUUUAACAAGUUUCUAAACAAGCAGGCACCCUCCACAAUUUACCUUCCUACAGGGGAGACGAUGGAUGUGUAUGAUGCAGCAGAAAAAUAUCAGCAGGCUGGUCUACCUCUCUUGGUUCUGGCUGGUAAAGAGUAUGGAUCAGGCAGCUCCAGGGAUUGGGCUGCCAAAGGACCCUUUCUGCUGGGCAUUAAAGCUGUGCUCGCAGAGGGUUAUGAGCGAAUUCACCGCAGUAAUCUGGUGGGCAUGGGUAUCAUCCCUCUAGAGUACCUUCCUGGUGAAACAGCUGAAAGCCUCGGGCUCACUGGCCGCGAGCGAUACACUGUGGUCAUCCCCCCACAGCUCACACCCAGAAUGACCGUGGACAUCAAGCUGGACACUGGUAAAGCAUUUCAAGCUAAAAUGAGGUUCGACACGGAUGUGGAGCUCACUUACUUCCAUCAUGGUGGCAUCCUCAACUACAUGAUUCGCAAAAUGUCUGAAAAUCGAAAUUAAUUUAAUGCUUUCUCCACGAAGUUCUCGAACUAAACACACAUAUGCACCAUCUGCAUGUUUUUUUUUUUUUUUUUUUUUUUUUUUUUUUUUUGUCCUGUCUGUUUUAAAAAAACAAAACAAAAACAUCUUAACUUUUUGGAUUUUAGUAUAAUGUUUGCUGAUAAAUGUAGGAUUUAAAGUCAACAUUAACAUGUCAUGCAUACUCAUUUAUUCAGCAUAUUUAAUGCAAAAUUUUCAACAUCUGGGAUUUCAUCUAUAUCAAAUUCUGUUUUUAUUUUGGUGUUAUGCAUCAAAUGGCUGUAUUGGUUUGGUGUAGGUUCAAUGGGAUUGAAUGGGAAGUUUGAAAGCAUUAAAUGUCAACAAGUUUAACCUUCUCCAUUCUAACCCUUGCCCAGCACUGCCAAACCGCAGUCCCAUUUUUGCUUUACUCUUUGUUUGUCAGUAUCCAUUUAUAAUGUUUUCCAAUCCAAUUUAUAAAUGAACAAUAAUUUUAUUAAUUACUGUAAUGACACUGAACUUGGACAAGUUCUUUACAGAUAAAAUUGUGCAAAGUAUGCCCUGUGAUUAUAAAAAAGUAUAGAAUUUUUGAAUCUGAAUUUAUUUUUUUUACUUUUAAGAUGUAUAGAUUAUUGUUGUUGUUAUUAUUAUUAUUAUUAUUAUUUCAUUAUGAAGAGUCAAGUAAUGGCUAUCCAUUACUGAUAAAUUACAUAAUGAAAGACAAUAGGGGCCUGGGUAGCUCAGCGAGUAUUGACACCGACUACCACCCCUGGAGUCACGAGUUCGAAUCCAGGGCGUGCUGAGUGACACAAGCCAGGUCUCCUAAGCAACCAAAUUGGCCCAGUUGCUAGAUUGUAGAUUCACAGGGGGUAACCUCCUCAUGGUCGCUAUAAUGUGUGCUUCUCACUCUUGGUGGGGCGCAUGGUGAGUUGUGCGUGGAUGCGUGCAUCUUAUCACAUGGCUUGUUGAGCGUGUUACCAUGGAGACGUAGCACGUGUGGAGGCCCACGCUAUUCUCCACGGUAACGUGCUCAGCAAGCCACAUGAUAAGAUGCGCAGCAACUGAAAUUAGUCCUCCGCCACCCAGAUUGAGGCAAGUCACUAUGCCACCAUGAGGACUUAGAGCGCAUUGGGAACUGGGCAUACCAAAUUGGGGAGGAAAAAAUAAAUAAAAUAAUGAAAGACCAUGUGUUACCCAUUCCAUAGUUUAAAGCAAACAGUCCAUUAGAUUAUUUUAAUAAUAUGGACUUUACUCUUUAAUAAGCUGCAGGAUAUGUACUAUACAUUUGGAAGUGCCUAUAUUUUGUGUUGUGUACAUAACCACCAGAAGAAAGUCUCUGUACUUACCAUUCCAGUUUAAUUACUUGUAUGUUCACACUUUGUUGUCUGUUUUUAUUCAUCAUGAAAUAUGUAAGGCAUUCCUGUGCAAAGUGCUUAUUCUCAUGAAGGAAAACAAAAUCCAUCCAAAGUUGAUCUUGCUGAUCCUGAGUAAAUGUAAUAACUAAAAGGUGCUCAAAAUCAGGUGUCAAAUGCAUACUCUUUUCUGUACUGUGCAAACUGUACUUUACUAAACUGCACAUAGUGGUAAUAACAGUUAAGGAAAAUGUAACUGCUUUUGCGUGAGUUCUUAUGAGUUUCAGAGUAUAUUAAGACUUGAAGAUAUUGUUGAAUACUUAUAGUGUGUAAGAGAAAAAAAAUCAUUAUUGUAGAAUGAAUCCUUUCAUCUCUGAUUAAGGGCUUCAGUCUCUGCGAUAUGAAUGUGCAUCUCUGUAAGUAAUCCUGAAUCUUUAAUUAAAUUAGUAAUAUUUAGAAUACCACUUUCUUUGACGCAACCAAAAUAACAGAGCCAUUAUGACAUUAUUCAUAAACAAAUAACGCAGUCCUGUCAGUUAAAAUCAGACCAGUUUUCCCCAUUCUGUGGAGCGAAACAGAAAUUCAUUGCUGGUUUUGUAAACUUUAACCACAUGUUCUGUAAUAUCCUAAAGUUAAUAAAAACUUUUACAGCUUUUCAUAAUUUUUCAAACGCAGAAUGCCACACUAUUGUGUUUCAGUAGAUUAACCUCUAUUUUAAUAACGUUAGGCCUACAGGCAUAUUUUCAAUGUUGUGAAAAUCUGACUUUAUUCAAAUAAAUGUUCAUUGGAAAACUUCUAA